UGCGCUGAGCGUAGAGGUAGACAAAGUAGACCUAUUUAACGGACUUGUUGGGCGAAAUAUGAAUCGUGACCGUUACAUUAGUUCAUGACGUAAACGAGGCACGUCAACGGUAUAUACCAGCUUGACAAUUGUCCGCCACUCGCGCCGACGUCGACGCUAGCAAUGGACUCACCCUCGACACCUCCGACUGCCGACUUUUCUUCUACGCCUCCCAAGCGUACCAAGAUCGUACUGCUUGGUGACCAGAGCGUCGGCAAGACCAGCUUGAUUACACGGUUCAUGUAUGACACCUUCGACAAUACAUACCAAGCAACCAUCGGUAUAGACUUUCUCAGCAAGACGAUGUAUCUUGAAGACCGAACAGUCAGGUUACAGCUCUGGGAUACUGCAGGACAGGAACGAUUUCGGUCUCUAAUACCAUCCUACAUUCGUGAUUCCUCAGUCGCCAUUGUCGUAUUCGAUAUCACAAAUCGACAGUCAUUCUUAUCGACAACGAAGUGGAUAGAUGAUGUUCGUUCGGAGAGAGGCAGCGAUGUCAUAAUAGUGCUGGUCGGAAACAAGGCUGACUUGUCAGAUAAACGGCAAGUAACGUUAGAAGAAGCAACAGCCAAAGCUACACAGCUCGAUAUAUUGUUCAUGGAGACGUCUGCAAAGGCAGGACACAACGUCAAGAGCUUGUUCAAGAAGAUUGCUAUGUCGCUGCCUGGGAUGGAGAAGGAAGGUCAGACGGAUGGGAAUACAAAAAUCGACGUCACGACACCGUCUUCAGGCGAAGUUCCAGAGGCAUCACAGUGCAAUUGCUGAGCGAUCUAUCUGUACAUGCCUGUAUCUUUCUUGAUGCUUUCACCCUCAUUUUCGGAACCAAUGUAACACGCCGCGUUGCCUUCCAUCGCUAGCUCCAGAAAGUGGAAAAUUUUGACUGAACCGUAGUCCCAGGGUGCAUAUGAUCGAGGUAACAUCUAGACUCACUUGCUGUUCUAACAGAAACUUGUAAUUCAUACAAAGUCUUUCACGAUGGUUGGACCAGCCUU
This is a messenger RNA of Desarmillaria tabescens, 1031 nucleotides long. RefSeq names its product ras family-domain-containing protein. NCBI's taxonomy places the organism in Eukaryota, Fungi, Basidiomycota, Agaricomycetes, Agaricales, Physalacriaceae. Gene Ontology annotation, biological process: vesicle-mediated transport. The record is from RefSeq and is a predicted model, not a curated record. Gene Ontology annotation, molecular function: GTPase activity; GTP binding. The transcript is spliced from 6 exons. Bases 163 to 804 code for a protein of 213 amino acids.